AUGGACUUUGUAGAAGGUCAUCAUCACCGGCUCAAUUGUUCGAGCCAAAGUGGAUCUCCUUGCAUCGAUUGCCAUCAGCAGCUGAAUUUCCAGCAGGCAAAGAUGGCAUCAGCAAGCGCCACCGGCCACAAUGUUCUUCUGGUGAGCAUUGUACUUUUGGCGACAGUGUGUGCAUGCACUGCGGAGAGUCCUUAUGCGGCUGGUCUGUCUGAGGACUAUUACCAGAAAACUUGCCCUCAAGCAGCGUCGAUCGUCGAUGCGUACGUCACCAAGUUCCUCAGCAAGGACAGAAAUUUUGCUGGAGCCUUCAACAGGUUGCAGUUCCAUGAUUGCUGGGUCGGGGGCUGCGAUGGCUCUGUUCUUUUGAAUUCGACCACAACAAACCAAGCGGAGAGGGAAGCUCAUGUGAACUUCGGCCUCAGAGGCGUUGCAGAGGUCGACGAAAUAAAAGCAGCUCUGGAGCGUGUCUGUCCAGGCGUUGUUUCUUGCGCAGAUAUUCUCAUCCUGGCUGCUCGUGACGCUACAGCCAAGGUUGGAGGCCCAACUUGGUCCGUCGCUUUGGGUCGCAGAGAUGGAGUGAAUUCCACAGCCUUGAUGGCUGACACAAAUCUUCCAUUCCCUGUGCUGAACUUCAGCGGGCUCGUUGCUAACUUUGCUGCCAAGGGGUUCGGUGCAAGAGAAAUGAUCACUCUCUCAGGUGCACACACCAUUGGUCGAACUCACUGCAACGGAAUUCUCCCACAUCUCUACAACUUCACGGGAAAGGAUGAUGCAACCGACACAAACCCUGCCAUGGAUAAGAACUUCGCUGUGUUUCUCAAGAAGCAUUGUCCUCAGGGUAACACUACCAACACAAUCUUCAUCGACUCCACAGCCAACACCUUCGACCGUGCUUACUACAAAAAUGUGCUGCAGGGCAAGGGAAUUUUUAUUACAGAUGCCGCGCUCAUCACCAAUCCCGUAGGAAAGAAAAUUGUCACCAGGUUCUCUAAACCUGGCAAGAGCUUCUUCACAGAAUUCGCCGCUGCCAUGGUGAAGAUGGGAAAUCUUGGGGUGCUCACGAACACGGAGGGCGAAAUUCGCAGAACAUGUCAGUUCGUCAAUUAGUAGCCCAUACUAGAGUCUCGACACGCUCUAGAUCAUUCUGACGAACAGCUGCAGUUGGGGAAACGUAAAAUGUCAUAGCCUUCUUCUCAGAUUCAUAGAAUAGGUACAUUUAUCAUUCAUUCAUUUUUUUAUUUGCUGAAGCUCAGAAUAAGCUCCAGUUGUGGAUGCACGACGAUUCCGCCCUGCGAUGGUUUUUGAGCUUCCUUCAGAAGGACUUAAACCACCAAAAGCACUAGUGGAAUGAACGUCAUCUCCUACAGCUGGAAUGAAGAGGAAGUAUCAGAGAACUUCCGGACUUCGGGCAGGGAUUUUGAAGUCCCGAGACUAAAAGUAUUGAGAAGAAUAAACAAAUUUUAGCG
Marchantia polymorpha subsp. ruderalis is the source of this 1466-nucleotide messenger RNA. The record is from the annotation of a GenBank genome assembly. NCBI's taxonomy places the organism in Eukaryota, Viridiplantae, Streptophyta, Marchantiopsida, Marchantiales, Marchantiaceae.